AUGUAUACAACGCGGAGCCUCUUCGUUUUAACAUUAAUUAAAUUAGUUUUAAGUGACAAAUCGUGUUAUUGGAACGAAGAAUGCCCAUUUGGCUUAUAUUCAACUAAAACACCAUACGACACGGUGCGGGGCGACAUCCGGGACUGGCCCACACCAGAGAAUUGUGAAGCCAUAAGCUUCUGGGCGCUGAUCAGGCACGGGAACAGGAACCCCAGUGACUCCGUGACCAGCGCCAUGAAGGAGCUGCAAGCCAAGAUCAAAGAUCAGAUCAUCGCCAGCUACGAGGCUGGUAACAGUCAGCUUUGUGCUCAGGAAAUACAAGAGUUCCGUAAAUGGACCUGGAAUGACACUAUGGACAUCUCACCAUCCUACCUCACUGGAGAGGGUUACGAAGAAAUUUACGACAUGGCGAAGAGGAUCAGAGAGAAGUACCCUCAACUGCUCAAUGGUUCUAAAGACCAGUUCUACUUCAGACCUUCAGACAAACAAAGAACCAUUGCUAGUGCGAUGGCAUAUGUUCAUGCGUUGAAUGAAGGCACAGCGUUGAAUUUGACUGCUGAUUCGUCUAGGGAAAGAGACGAUGUAUUAAGGCCAUACGACAACUGUGAAAGAUAUCAAACGGAAGUACGGGGAGGGCAGCUUCUAGUUGACCAAUUAGAAGCGUACUUCAACACUCAAGAAUAUAAAGCAGUUCAACAAGCAGUUCAACAGCGUUUAGGAAUACCGUACCAGCUGACUGCAGCAGACGUAUAUAAUCUACAGGAGCUCUGCCGAUUCUAUCGCUCCUGGACUCCUAAUCUAAAAUCCCCCUGGUGCGCUCCAUUCAGCCAUGAUGACCUCCUAGUGCUGGAGUACAGAGAUGACGUCCGUCAUUAUUAUAGAAAUGGCUAUUCUUCAUGGAUGAAUGCAAACCUCGCUCGUCCAGUUUUGAAAGAACUAUACGAAACAUUCGAUGCCACCGUCAAAGGUGAAGGCAAAAAGAUAGUGUCAUAUUUUGCUCACGACACUCUUAUGGAGAUGGUGUACUGUGCUCUUGGCAUGUUCAAGGACCCAGAAGGAAUCACAGCACAAGUCAGAAACCCAAACAGAAUGUGGCGAACGACUUACAUUGCUCCGUUUUCUGCUAAUAUCAUGGCUGUCUUAAAUAGGUGUCAGGAAUCAGGUACUCAAGUGAACCGUGUACAAAUUUUCAACAAUGAGAAGUUGACAUCACUGUGUCCGCUACAAGGAUGUACUUGGGAGCAGUUUGUUUCCACCUUCCAGACAUUCACAGACGCGCCUCUCGACUUCUGCAGGCAGGAUUACCGGCUCCCUGACCUCGACCCCGCUCCAGCAUCUGCUGCCAGCAUCCGCGUUAUGAUGGGCUUGGUGUUACUGCUAGUAUCUUUAGCAAUAUUGUAUAAAUAA
Zerene cesonia (dogface butterfly) is the source of this 1407-nucleotide messenger RNA. Its product is annotated as multiple inositol polyphosphate phosphatase 1-like. The coding region runs from base 1 to 1407 and encodes 468 amino acids. The record is from RefSeq and is a predicted model, not a curated record. Gene Ontology annotation, molecular function: inositol phosphate phosphatase activity; acid phosphatase activity. NCBI's taxonomy places the organism in Eukaryota, Metazoa, Arthropoda, Insecta, Lepidoptera, Pieridae. The transcript is spliced from 7 exons.